AUGUCGGCCUGGAACACCAGCCAGGGCUGGGGUGCGGGUGACGCGACCGCAACCCCUGUCGGUGCUACUCCGUCCGUUAAGGAGGAGAACUCUGCCGAUACUACUGCACCGGUUCUCGAGCAGAAGGUUGCGGCUGAUCCGAACGCAACCCCAGCCGAUGUCCCUUAUGACUACACUCAGUACACCACUACUGAGGCCCAGGGCAAGGAGAAUUGGGAGGGCAAUGCGGCUGUGUAUGAGUGGGAUGGUGAAGAGGGCGACAUUGGCCCUGAGUUCCCGGAUCUGGAGCUCCAGCUGUUUGGCAAGCCCGAGAAUCGCGAGUCGGGUGGCAUUGAUUUCUCGAAAAUCGCCUCUAUCGAGAUGACUCAGGAGGGCCCAGUCCGGGUCAAGCCUGUCAUCAAUUUUGACGACGCCGGCCUGCACCCUGCUAUGCGUCGCAAUGUCGAGUUGGCUGGAUUUGUCAACCCGACCCCCAUACAGAUGUAUUGUCUGCCUGCCAUCAACGAUGGCCACGAUGUCAUUGGCAUCGCCCAGACUGGAUCGGGCAAGACGGCCGCCUACAUGGUGCCUAUCCUCAACAAGUUGAUGGGCAAGGCCAAGAAGUUGGCUGCAAAGCGCCCCAACCCGGCAACAUUCCGCCCUGGCAUUGACCUCGCUGUUAGGGCUGAGCCUCUUGUGGUCAUCGUUUGCCCAACUCGCGAGUUGGCCAUUCAAAUCUUCAACGAGGCCCGGAAGUUCUGCUACCGCACCAUGCUGCGUCCUUGCGUCGUCUACGGCGGUGGUCCGAUGCGUGACCAGAUUGCGUCUCUGGCCAAAGGCUGCGAUGUUCUGAUUGCCAGCCCCGGUCGCCUUGUCGACUUCAUUGCGCGCCCGGAGGUGCUCACUCUCCGACGUGUUCGGUACAUGGUCAUUGACGAAGCCGAUGAGAUGCUCCACGAAGACUGGGAGGAGGAGUUCAACAAGAUCCUCUCUGGCGGUGAGCAAGAGGAGGGCAAUGUCAAGUAUCUUCUCUUCUCUGCUACCUUCCCCAAGAAGGUCCGCGAUCUUGCCAAGACUCAUCUAGCCGAGACCCACGUGCGCUUCCGCGUUGGACGUGCCGGCAGCACCCAUGGAAACAUUCGCCAGAGCGUUGUGUUCGUCGAACCUCAUCAGAAGCGCAAGGCUUUGACCGACUUGAUUUCCUCGAUGCCACCUGCACGUACCAUCAUCUUCGUCAACAACAAGCGUGCCGCGGACGAGCUUGACGAUUUUCUGUUCAACCAGGGCUAUCCAUGCACCUCGAUGCACGCCGACCGCACUCAGCGCGAGCGUGAGGAUGCCAUGCGAGCUUUCCGUCGUGGUGAUGCGCCCAUCCUGAUCACCACGGGUGUUGCUGCCCGUGGCAUCGAUGUUCGCAACGUCAUGCACGUUGUCAACUUCGAUCUGCCGUCCGUUGACAUGGGCGGUAUCGAGGAGUAUACGCACCGUAUCGGACGCACUGGACGAAUUGGUCACCGCGGUUUGGCCACCUCUUUCUACUGUGACCGCGAUGAGGGUCUCGGCAGUGUUCUCACUCGCACAUUGCUCGAGACCGACCAGGAGAUCCCUGAUUUCUUGCAGCAGUUUGUUCCGGAGGGUGACGCGCGCGUCAACCUCAAGUUCGAGGCAGACUCGGACUGGGAGGAGAAUGAUGGCGCUGGUGAUGGUUGGGGCGCGACUGGUGAUGCUGACGGCUGGGGUGCUCCUGCUGCCGGUGAUGGUGAUGCCGCCCCUGUCGAGUCGUUUGGUGGUUGGUAA
Messenger RNA from Thyridium curvatum, 1776 nucleotides. RefSeq lists its product as uncharacterized. The record is from RefSeq and is a predicted model, not a curated record. Gene Ontology annotation, cellular component: nucleus. Lineage: Eukaryota; Fungi; Ascomycota; Sordariomycetes; Thyridiales; Thyridiaceae. Bases 1 to 1776 code for a protein of 591 amino acids. Gene Ontology annotation, molecular function: ATP binding; RNA helicase activity; RNA binding. The transcript has 6 exons.